Molecule: messenger RNA, 3953 nt
Organism: Schizophyllum commune H4-8
Lineage: Eukaryota; Fungi; Basidiomycota; Agaricomycetes; Agaricales; Schizophyllaceae
Exons: 15
Coding region: 264-3821 (1185 amino acids)
Biological process (GO): nuclear polyadenylation-dependent CUT catabolic process; TRAMP-dependent tRNA surveillance pathway; nuclear polyadenylation-dependent antisense transcript catabolic process
Cellular component (GO): nucleolus; nuclear exosome (RNase complex)
Molecular function (GO): nucleotide binding; nucleic acid binding; 3'-5'-RNA exonuclease activity
Source: RefSeq, a predicted model, not a curated record
UGGGGCUGGCGAGGGUGAGUGCGCGUGUGGGCUUGAACAAUGGAGGAUGAUAGGCGAUGAGAACAGAGGCUUCCUGUGCGAGGCACUCGUGCAUGACGGGCGUGGCUCACUCUAUAGUCAGCAUAACCCUAUGCCUCUGCCUCGACUUUUCAAACGGGGCCUCGAGCAGGAGGCCGACAUUAUCCCACUUCUCGGCCAGCCUGAGCGGCGCAAUGCGCUGCAUGGCGGCCUGGACGGCCUUGACGAGCGACGGCGAGGUGGACAUGGGAGAAGGAGGCGACGCGCCCAACACGUGCCCGCGACGCGCCAAAUACCCGAUCGACGACGAUCGGGGCGUCUAUCACCUUCAACCCUCCUCCUCGUCGCCGGCCAUGUCGUCGUCGACCCCGCCGCCCUCCCUCGAGCACCUCGCGCUCUCCGCCACCCGCCUCGCCGCCCAACUCCCCCGCGACCUCGCCUUCCACCGCACCAUCGACGACGCCCUCCGCACCGACCUCGACGACCUCGCAGACCGCACCCACGACCUCCUCGCCGCCCUCCUCACCCUCGCCCGCCCCAACGCGCCUAUCCCACUCACCACCACCAACCACUCCGACUCCGCCCCCCUCACCUCCCCCGCCGCCUUCAAGCACGUCGUCGACACCGUCGACUGGCUCCUCGAGGGCGCAGACGACACCCUCGACGUCCUCACCGGCAAAAAGCGGCCUCCGCAGAUCACCGUCUCCCAACAAGCCGCACCGGCCCCCACCCGCGUCCUCCCAAACCCCACGCCGGACAACCGGGACGUGCCAUUCGCCUACGACGCCUUCAGCCACCCAUACCGGCGCGCGAUCACCCGGCUUGUCGUCCCCCACCAUGUCCUUCAGCCCCUGCCUGCCAUCCACCCCAAGGACACUGUCCCCGCUCUCGGCGUCGACGAUGCGGCCUCAGUCCCCCCACUCCCCACCGACCCGCCCUCCUUCCACACCGUGCCUGUGCAGCUCAUCGACACGCCCGAGGCCUUUGCCGCCUUGAUCGGACGCCUUCGUCGAGACGUCGCGCGGGCGUACCCCAGCGCGGAGAAUGUCGCCCGCGCAUACCCCGACGAGAGGGACGUCACAAGAGCCUACUCAAAUGGCACCCCCACCUACUCGAACGGCACCACCCCCACCCACGAGCUCCUCCUCGCCCUCGACCUCGAGCACCACUCCCAUCACUCCUACCGCGGCUUCGUCUGCUUGCUCCAGCUCACCACACGCUUGCGGCCGUUGGGAGGAGGCUCACCCGAACAAGCCGACUACCUCAUCGACGCCCUCGCCCUCCGCGCCCACAUGCACGCCCUCAACGAGUUCACGACGGAUGCGAGGAUCGUGAAGAUCCUCCACGGCGCCGCCUCCGACAUCCCCUGGCUCGCGGAGAACUUCGCCGGGCCCUCUUCGGGUAGUGAUGACGCCCAAAACAAACCAGGCGUCUCCGUACCCGCCAGCGCGGGCGUAUCACCAGCAGUCAACCCAGGCGUAUCCGUACCCACCGGCGCGGGCGUAUCCACACCCACCGGCGCGGGCGUAUCCACACCCACCAGCGCGGGCGUAUCCCCCGUAGCAGACGCCCAAAACAACCCAGACGUAUCCACAAUCGGCAAGCAAGGCGCACAAAACGCCACGCCCCGCAUCGGCAUCUCCCUCGUCACCCUCUUCGACACCUACCACGCCGCGCGCGCGCUCGGGCUGCCCUCCCUAUCUCUCGCGCACCUCCUGAAGACCUACUGCGGGUACGAGCCGGAUAAGCGCCUCGCCCGCGCCGACUGGCGCGUUCGCCCCCUCCCCCCCACGCACCUCUCCUACGCGCGCUCGGACACGCACUUCCUGCCCUUCAUCUACGACAGGCUGCGGGCGGAGCUGUGCGGGGGUGCGCCCCCCACCCUCCCGGCCGACCCGCACGGCGACGGCGAGGUGCCAGCCGAGACGCCGAUCAAUGUCUUCGUCGCCAGGGAUGAUGGCUUCGUCGCAGGACAAGAUCACGAGGAGCGACCGCCUUACGGCUCGCCAGAGGAGCGCGCGCCCGAGACCGCGUUGACGGCGGUGUUGCAAGCGAGCGCCAGGGUGUGUUUGCGCACGCCGCGGUGGAUCACCUCAGCCACCCUCCCCUUAGCCGCCCUGGCCACCGCGCGCCGGGCGGGGCGCGAGGUGCUGCUCGACGAAGCCUGCCUCGACCACGCGAUCUACCUCGCACUCUACAGGUGGCGCGACGCGACCGCGCGCGCGGCGGAUGAGGGGGUCGGCACCAUCCUCCCCAACUCGUCCCUCCUGCUCAUUGCGGACCGCUGGCGGAACCUGAUCGCGGACACUUCGUCACCCCUCGCCUCCAACCCCACCCCCACCCCCCUCGCCCUCGCCGCCCCGCACGCGGCGCUCGCCUCGCUGGUGGCACCCGCAGCCCUCCCCGCGCCCGUCCGGCUGCGCGCGGCGGAGGUCGUGGGGGCCGUGCUCGGCGCGGUAAGGGGGUGGAAGGGGAGCGCGGUGAAGGGGGACAAGGUGGAUGGGAAGGCGGCGGAGAAGGCGGGGAAAGAGUAUAAGGCGGGACGAAGUGUCGAGGCUGCCAAUGACAAAGACGCCACCGUCAACGCAACGGUGGUUGGGAAGGGAAAUGAGGAGAAGGUUCAGGAGAAGGAAGAGAAUACGGUGAUGGAGACGAAGGAGGCGAAGGAGACAGCGAAGGUGACGGCGAAGGAGACAGCCAAGCUGGCCACCCCCGCCCCCACCGCCUCCCUCUUCGGGCGCAAGCCUGCCGUCGCGGCGAGCUCGUCAUCCCUCUUCGGCGGCGCGCUGGGCGCGAGGGCGGCGUCGUCUUCGUGGUUAGGCGGUUCCGCCUCUUCAACCGCUCCGUCAGCCGUGUCAACCACCUCAGCUGCGGGAACCGCCACCCCAGCGGCUUCCCACAGCGCCCUCUUCGGUGGCACGCUACGGAAAUCGGUCACUGCCUCUCCAACACCUACUCCAGCCGUUUCUGCGGCUCCCUCCCUCGCCUCCAUCGCCGCGCGCGUGCACGCCUCGUUCGGGGUGCUACCCUCUACCUCCACUCCGACUCAAGGCGUCGAGCCCUACAUCACCAAUAUCCAGAACUUCGAGCCCUCCGCAGCCGCCGUCGCCGAGCACGCCUUCGUACCCGCCGGGCAGCGCACGACGGUCUCGGCCCCUACGUUCUCGUCUGUGAGAACAGGUCAAAAGGGACUGACGGACGCGGAGCGGCGCGCUCUGGCUGACGCGGAAAAGGAGAAGGACGAGGAUGCGAUGGACGACGGUCAAGACUCGAGCUCGGGUACUGAGGACGCGGGCGGCAAGAACGCAACCGCGGGGGAAAGGGCCGAUAAGCUGGGCAAGAAGGCCAAGAAGGCCGGCAAAGGUGACAGCAAGGACCAGAAAAGCAAGGCGACCGCGAAGGCCGCCCCCUCCGUCGCCGACGACGCCAUCGUCGCGGGCGCGGGCGCGCGGCAGAAGAAGCGGAAGCGGACGAAGGGCCCCGCCCCCGACCUCUCCGGCGACGCCCCCACUGCGGGCACUACCUCCGCGAUUGCCACUGCAUCAUCAACAGCAAUGGCUGCAGCUCCUUCAACUACCCAAGACACCCCCUUCGACUACGCCUCCGCCUCCACCCCCUUCGACUACGCCUCCGUCCCCAACAUCCUCGACGCGCCCGCGCCGCCCACAACGCCCACAAGCGAGCGCCCGCGGAAGAAGAAGCGGAAGGUGGAGGAGAAAGGCCCCCACUUCCGCGCGCCCGCGCCCGCGCCGGCCGAGGUGCGGGGCGUCAAGGUGAACUUGGCGCAUACGUUCGGGAAGUAGGUUGAUGCGUAUGGUUGGGUGAGUUAGGAAGGAUGUGGACUGCAAGUAGAGUAAUACAAGCGGAAACUCUUAGGGCGGUUCUUCUCGUAGAUGCUUGCAUACUCAAACCUCUUGCAAUGAUGCAGCUUGCGA